CGUUUGGCAAUCGGAGUGGGAGUGGGAGUACUCCCCCCUAUCCCUCCCCACUUUCCUCCUCUUCCUCCUCCUCUUCCUCUUCCUCCUCACCCCUGACCUCGAAACAACUCCACGGACCGGUUCUAGCACCAACCUGUCCGUCUUUCCGCUCCCCUCGUUUUCUUUUUGUUUUCUUUUUCUUCUUUUUGUCGUCUUCGAGGCUUUAACGGAAUUGCCAAGACCUGUUUCAUGCAUGUCCACUGGCGGCAGGUUCAACUUUGACGAUGGGGGGUCAUACUGCGGUGGGUGGGAGGAGGGCAAGGCGCACGGCCAUGGGAUCUGCACGGGACCCAAAGGCCAGGGCGAGUACUGUGGGUCCUGGGCCCACGGCUUCGAGCUGCUGGGCGUCUACACGUGGCCCAGCGGGAACACUUACCAGGGCACUUGGGCUCAGGGCAAGAGACACGGGGUGGGGGUGGAGAACAAAGGCCGGUGGGUGUACAAGGGCGAGUGGACGCACGGCUUUAAGGGACGCUACGGUAUACGGGAGAGCACGGGAACCAGCGGGAAAUACGAGGGGACGUGGAACAACGGGCUGCAGGACGGAUACGGGACGGAGACGUACUCAGACGGAGGUACAUUCCAGGGCCAGUGGGUCGGCGGGAUGCGACACGGAUACGGGGUCCGCCAGAGCGUCCCCUACGGCAUGGCGGCCGUCAUCCGCUCCCCGCUCCGCACCUCCAUAAACUCCCUCCGCUCCGGCUCGGAGCACAGUAACGGCACCGCCCUGCUGGACCGGAGCGGGGCGGCGGUUCCGGUCCCUCCGCCCGUCCCCGGUACCCUGACCACCAGCGUGUCCAUGUGCAGCACGGGCAGCAGCGGCAGCAGCCCCGCCGUGUCCCGCGGAGGCUUCGUGCUGACGGCCCACAGCGAGGCCGAGCUGCUCAAGGGCAAGAGGAAGGGCGGGCUGUUCCGAAGGUCCAUCCUGUCCGGGCUCAAGCUCCGGAAGUCCGAGUCCAGGAGCUCGCUGGCGUCGCAGAGGUCCAAACAGAGUUCAUUCAGGAGCGAAGCCGGGAUGAGUACGGUGUCAUCAGCCGCAUCCGAUAUCAACUCUACUAUCAGUCUCGGAGAUGCGGAUGCAGAGUUGGCCGUUGCUGACGAUGACGUGGACGCCACGGCGACAGAGACCUACUGCGGAGAGUGGAAGAACGACAAGCGGACGGGUUUCGGCGUGAGUCGGCGGUCCGACGGGCUGCAGUACGAAGGGGAGUGGCUUAGCAACAAACGCCACGGCUAUGGCUGCACCACGUUUCCUGACGGUACAAAAGAGGAAGGGAAAUACAAGCAGAACAUCCUAGUGAGCGGGAAGAGGAAGAACCUGAUCCCCCUACGGGCCAGCAAAAUACGAGAGAAGGUGGACCGAGCGGUGGAAGGAGCGCAGAAGGCCGCGGACAUCGCCCGGCAGAAGGCGGAAAUCGCCCUGUCCAGGACGGCUCAUGCACAGGGGAAAGCUGAGGCGGCGGUCGGAGCGGCGCAGAAAGCCCAGGAGGAGAGUCGCAUGGCCAGGGUCACCGCCAAGCAGUUCUCCCCUUCCUUCCAGCAUCCAGGAAACGGUAUGGAGGUGCAGCGUCCAAAACGUCAGGUGUCCAGCGAGAUGGAAGGGGAGGGGUUGUCGAGUAGCGCCGGCACCGCCGACAGCCCCGAUAUCUACGUGAAGAGCGGAGCCUCCGACGACCCCUCCAACGACGCUGCCACACCUGACCUCAGUCCUCCUUCCUCCUCGCCCCCCCACACUCCACCUCCGCCCACCAGGCCGUCCCAGCGCAGCAAGAGCGCCCGCUUCCACCGGCAGAGUGCUGUGGACCACGGGGACCGGGGGAAGGAGGGCGGAGACAGGGGUGAGAAAGGGGGAGGAGGAGGCCAGACGGAAAUCCAGGUGUUGAUGGAGGGAGGCGGCGGGGGAGGCGAAGGCGUAGGAGGAGGAGGGGGGAAGGCUGAGUACCCGCGGGCCAACAGCUGGAGCGAGGACAAGCGGAAAGGGACGCUGUCGAAAGGAGGGGGCGGGGUCAGCGGACGAGGGGUGAGCCGGACCAACGGACACAAACACAGCUCCUCCAAUCAUAAGUCCCGGGAGCACGGCUCGUCCAAUCACAGACAAGCCAGGCAGGAACGGUGGACAGAGUCGUCCUCGUCCGCCUCUUGGACGUCCGGGCACAGGGGCGUUCACGGUAAGGGGGGGCGGCUCCUCGAGCAGGACGAGGAGAAAAUUAGCAACUACGAGAUGGAGAUGAAGCCUUUACAACCUAGAGACUCCACUACCCAUAAACCCCAUGGGCACGGGGAGGAGCGGCACGGGCACGGACACGGGCACGGGGAGGGGCGCUCACAUGUGGUGCAGAGACAGAGGCAUAAGAACCGCGAAGGGAGGGAGGGGAAAGAGGGGCGGGAAGGGGGGAAAGAGGCGGGGCAUAAGCCGGACGGCGGACGAUCGGGGGACAAGAUGGAUUCACGGCCGCUCCGUCGGGACCUGACCCUGUCGCCCCCGCUCAAGUCCACCCCCAUCCCAUCAGAGCAGCAGGACCACAGCCUGACGCAGAGCAAAGGCAACUCGGCCUACAGCUCUAUCCUGGUCGUCAUGGUGAUCCUGCUCAACAUUGGAGUGGCUAUUUUGUUUAUCCACUUUUUUAUUUAAAGACAGCCCUGCUUUCAGAGUCAGCCUAUCUAUGCUACAACAACUAUCGAUUCAUAUGAGUAUUAUGACUGAACCGCCCCCCCCCCCACCCCCCCGAGGAGGGCUACAGCGGUCCAGUCCACCCACACCAGGGGGGCCGACCGGGGCUAAACCUGGUCCAGACACCACGAAAAAAAGGACGUAUACAGAAAUGUGUAGCCCAAAGAAGAGGAUGGAAAGAAGGGGGGGGGGGGGGGGGGGCGGUCCAGUGAAGUGGACUACAGGGAGGUACCAGAGUCCAGAACCUGGACUCAAGUGGACAGACCCGGUCUGAGUCCCAGACCAUGAGAGAUGCAGCUGGAACGACAGCCAGACGUCUGCUUCCACUGUCCGACAGCAGACUGGACUGAGCAGACAGACUUUUUCAUCUGCAGAUCAUAGUUUUCAACAGAUUUGUAACUUAUUAUUUAUUUAUUAACAUUUUUCUCUCAUGUAAAA
Molecule: messenger RNA, 3148 nt
Organism: Sphaeramia orbicularis (orbiculate cardinalfish)
Lineage: Eukaryota; Metazoa; Chordata; Actinopteri; Kurtiformes; Apogonidae
Gene: jph3b
Product: junctophilin 3b
Exons: 6
Coding region: 233-2671 (812 amino acids)
Biological process (GO): regulation of synaptic plasticity
Cellular component (GO): plasma membrane; junctional membrane complex; endoplasmic reticulum membrane
Source: RefSeq, a predicted model, not a curated record